AUGGAGGUAUGCGACGCCUUGCGCGACGUCGAGCGCCAUCCCGAUCCGGGUCUGUCGUGGGAGAGGCACGUCUGCAUGCUCGGCAAUGAACUGCCGGACGCAGCCCAGCGGAGCAAGCUCGAGGCGGAGCGAGUGGACGCCGGGACACUGCUCUUCGAGGCCGAAGCACUCGAGUAUCUGCGGGUGGCUACCGAGGUGCCGGUAGAUGGUGGCCUCCCGGACAAGGUCGUCCUCGCACUCGUCUCGGCCAAUGUAGUACGCCCCGUCUCGUCAGACCUGGUAGCCCUUCAAGACCGUCUUGUUGUCGGUUUUCGUGACGUAGCAUGUGGCCCCAAGCCCCAGCAGUUUGUACGGCAUGCUGGGACCGGCCUGUCGCGAACCAGAUCAGCGAUAACUGAGAAUGGGACAAUAGUGGUGUCGUUGGCGUCGUUGGCGCGCCGAAGCUUUAGCGGACAUGGGCAGGGCCGAUGCCAGGUGCGCGUGUCGGGGCAAGGCUUAUUUACAGAAGUAGCGGAGAUGGAGAUGGACAAGACUACCUAA
Molecule: messenger RNA, 540 nt
Organism: Sporothrix schenckii 1099-18
Lineage: Eukaryota; Fungi; Ascomycota; Sordariomycetes; Ophiostomatales; Ophiostomataceae
Exons: 1
Coding region: 1-540 (179 amino acids)
Source: RefSeq, a predicted model, not a curated record